This is a messenger RNA of Solea solea (common sole), 4451 nucleotides long. RefSeq names its product growth differentiation factor 5 (gene gdf5). Gene Ontology annotation, cellular component: extracellular region. The coding region runs from base 415 to 2205 and encodes 596 amino acids. Gene Ontology annotation, molecular function: cytokine activity; growth factor activity. The record is from RefSeq and is a predicted model, not a curated record. Gene Ontology annotation, biological process: SMAD protein signal transduction; BMP signaling pathway. The transcript is spliced from 2 exons. NCBI's taxonomy places the organism in Eukaryota, Metazoa, Chordata, Actinopteri, Pleuronectiformes, Soleidae.
UACGCCAUUCUUGGAAAAAAAGAGUGGGAUUUAAAGAAGUGUUGCUGGAGGACGUGGACCAGACUGAAGCCGCUUCUCGUGACCUUCUGCUCCUCUGCUCCUCUGGAUCUCAGCACUAUGCUCCUCACACAUGACGGAUGGGAGGAUAAAAGUUCGCAGGAUUUCUUUCUCCAGCUCAGAAAAGCCACUCACAGUCCACAGCUCUGCGUUCUCAGCGUCGCUGUGCGCGCCUUUGGUCCGGUCCGGACUGGAACGGCGCUCUUCGUGGACCCGGUCUCAGGCGGAGCCUCGCGCUCUCAGAGGAUGAGAGACUCGGAGCGGAGCGGACUUUCCUGCACCGGACAGCUCCGGUGUUUCUGAACGGACUCACGUUUCCUGCGAUGCCGGUGUGUUGGGAGAGUAAAGAGCUUUAGGAUGAAAGUUGAGAAGCGUGUCUGUCUCCUGCUGAGCUGUUGGACUCUCAUUUACCUGCAGACCGUCCUCGCUUCACUCAGCCGGACCAGAACCACCGAGCUCCAGCACCGGCACCGGUUUGGAGAGGCAGCGCAGAGCGCGACGGGAACCGGCGGUUCCGCACCAGCAGGCGGCACCGACGGGGCGUGGAGACCGUCAGCGGUGAUUCCGCCGAGAAUCACGCGUAUCCACGCAGGUCCCGCGUUAAUCAAAGCCGAGGCUUCUGUGGUUAAAGGCACCGUGACGUCAGCCUCCUCCUCCUCGCUGGUGACCCGCGCGCAGCAGCAGCAGCAGCAGCGCGACAGAGCAGCGGCCAGCGUGGCGCGUAAAGACCCCCUGCGCUCUUGGGACGCUCGCACUAAAGCGCACGCUCCCGCGGCGUUUAGCGCACACGCAGAUGGGAAGGGAGUCCGGACUGCGUCUCCUGCAGGUGGAGGCGGUGGAUCAGCGGGGAGAAGCGCGGGGAAAGCUGCUCCCGGUGCAGCCAAAGCGGCGGUGGCAGCGCGCGCCGGGACUGCGCAAAGAGCCGCCUUUGCGCAAAAGCAGCAGAAGCAGCAGCAGCAGCAGCUACAGAAAAACGCGGCUCCGGUCGCGCAGCGGGGAACCAGCCACAAAACCCUGAGAGUGAACGAGCAUCACAAGCAGCCGCUGGUGAUUCCUCACGACUACAUGCUGUCGCUGUACUGGACUCUGACCAGCGGGGAGCACAACAACCGCAGCAGCAGCAGCGCCGCUGCGCACGAGGCGGCGCUGGCCAACACCAUCACCAGCUUCGUGGACAAAGGUCAAGAUGAGCGCGGACCCCAGCUGAGGCGGCAGAGGUAUCACUUCAACAUCAGCUCUCUGGAACGGGACGGGCUCCUGGGGGCCGAGCUGCGCAUCCUGAGGAAGCGCCUGUCUGACCCCCGCAGAGUCUCACUGGGGUCCGUGGCUGCUGAGGGAGAAGUGGGUGGAGGAGGCUCGUCCCCGUCCCUGAAGCUGUUCUCUUGUGCUUCAGGCAAACAAAAGGCCGCUCUGCUCCAGACAAAGACCGUUGAGGACGUGGUCAGUGGAUUCAGCGGCAGAUGGGAAGUGUUUGACAUAUGGAAAGCACUCAAGGGUUUAAAGAACCAGCAGCAGCAGCUGUGCUUUGAGCUGGAGGCACUCGAGCACCGAGGCGGCCGACCCGCGGACCUGAGAACUCUCGGGUUUGCCCGCUUUGGCCGGACCAACAAGGAGAAGGCCUUCUUCUUAGCAUUUGGCAAAAGCAAGAAGCGCGAUCUUUUUUACAACGAGAUCAAAGCGCGGUCGGGCCACGACAACAAAACUGUCUACGAAUACCUGUUCACCCAGAGACGAAUGCGCAGAGCUCCUGCCGUGAGGGGCGCCAAAAAGCCGCCGCUGCAGCAGCAGCCGCCACCGCAGUCCGUCCCCCAACACCAGGUGGUGAAGACGAGGCCGCGCUGCAACCGCAAACACCUCCAUGUAAACUUCAAGGAGAUGGGCUGGGACGACUGGAUCAUCGCACCGCUGGAGUACAACGCGUACCACUGCGACGGCGCCUGCGACUUCCCCAUCCGCUCGCACCUGGAGCCGACCAACCACGCCAUCAUUCAGACCCUGAUCAACUCCAUGGACCCGGAGGCGGCGCCGCCGACCUGUUGCGUCCCCACGCGACUCUCCCCGAUCAGUAUCCUCUACAUCGACUCGUCCAAUAACGUCGUCUACAAGCAAUACGAGGACAUGGUGGUGGAGGCGUGUGGCUGCAGGUAGCGAAGGACAGUGGGAGGAGCUGUGUCUCAAUUCAGGGACGUCUCCUUCACAGGACGCAGCCGACGAAGGCAGAUGUGCCUUUGUGGACUGCAAAGGAUUAGACGGUCUGGCCUACGAAGGAUUACAGAGCUGCAGUGGACGUCGUACCGUGCACUACCGUGCAACGAUGUGUGGCAUAACACGUAAACCAAAGAAAUCAGGUCUUAAGGCUCCUUGUUUUUGUUUUUUUUACAUGUGCUCUAUUUGCCCGGUUCUCUGUUCUUUUGUUUUGCCGCCAACAUUUAACAUUUGACUUCAGUGCACAGUGAAUGCUGAGGACACACGUGCAGGAAGCUUUGGAAUGGGACAGUCGCAGCGCUUUGAUGCAGCCUCUAAAGGAGGCGGGGCCUGAAUUGAGACGCGGCCCAGAGAAAGACGCUUCCCGUCCUACAUUAACAGGAACAGUUAAACACAACAAGUGGGCUAAUGCUAAAGUACUGUUUCUGGAUCACUCAUGUUACUAGCAUGAGCUAAGAAUUGAAACCCUUAAAUAUUAAAAAAAAAGUAUCAAUACACAAGACAACAGAAGAACCAAAAGUGACCAGAAACCCGUCUCCUAUAAAAGUACCGUAAAGCGAUACUUUUAGAGUAAAAGUAUGUGAGCAGAAAAUGACUUUGACAUUUACUCAAGUAUCAAAUGUCAUUUUCUGAUAUAAAAAUCUACUUCAAAGUAUUAAAAAAGUGAGGAGUUAGGAUUGAGCCAUGGUGGCUCAGUGGUAGGUCAAGUUGUCUUUCAAACAUGGGUUAAAUUCCCGGCUCUGCUCGUCUAUAUGUGUCCUUGAGCAAAGACACUUAACCCCAUGUUGCAGCAUGUGAAUGUGUGAAAGGGUGAAAACUGUAGUGUAAAGCAGCUCAUCAGCACUAGAAAAUCUCUAUAUAAAUACAGACCAUAAUAUCAACUCUUCUUCUGAUUGUAUUUGGUAUUCACCUGUCCUCAUCAUUCACCUGUCCUCAUUGUUCAUCUGUCCUCAUCAUUUAGCUGUCCUCACCUGUCCUCAUCAUUCACCUGUCCUCACUUGUCCUCAUCAUUCACCUGUCCUCAUCACUCACCUGUCCUCAUCUUUCACCUGUCCUCAUCAUUCACCUGUCCUCACUUGUCCUCCUCUUUCACCUGUCCUCAUAUUUCACCUGUCCUAAUCAUUCACUUGUCUUCAUCAUUUACCUGUCCUCAUCAUUCACUUGUCCUCAUCAUUCACCUGUCCUCAUCCUUCAUCUGUCCUCAUCGUUCACCUGUCCUCAUCAUUCACCUGUCCUCACUUGUCCUCCUCUUUCACCUGUCCUCAUAUUUCACCUGUCCUAAUCAUUCACUUGUCUUCAUCAUUUACCUGUCCUCAUCAUUCACCUGUCCUCAUCCUUCAUCUGUCCUCAUCGUUCACCUGUCCUCAUCGUUCACCUGUCCUCAUCAUUCACCUGUCCUCAUCAUUCACCUGUCCUCAAACCUGUUUACUUUUCUUCCUCAGUAACGAUGGGAUUUCAAACCUAGUACAGUCGUACUUCCAAUAAAAAUGUACUGAAAAUGAAAAGUACCUUAAAUCUAAUCAUAAAACAUCUCUGAGUGAACAGACUGGACUGCUCAGACUCCGGCUGCUCACCACAGACUAAUCAGAGGGAGAUGAAGUGGUGAAGGUGACGACGCUCACUCCCUCACCCUCUCACUCAAACAUGUGUGUGAUGUUGGUGAUGAACACAAAGUGUCAGAACGAGGCCAAAAACACGCAAGUUUUAUUCUAUUGUAUUAUUUUUUUACUCAGAUCUGUAUCUUUAACGUAAAUGUUAUUAUUAUUAUUAUUAUUGUAUUAUACUCUAAAGAACUCACUCACCUGCCUGUGUGUAUUUGAAUGCACAGCGAGACAGACAUGACGACUCGUCUGUUCUGUUUCGACUUAUCCAGGACUUUUCUCGUCGAGCAUGUGAAGAAUUUGUGAUGUGUAAAUAAAGGCCGGUGAUGAAGUGCUGAUGUGACCUGCUCCAAAUGUGGGAAAAUGUUGCAUAUUCCACUUUUCAGUAAUAGAGCAGAAAAAUGUCUCGUUGACUGAGCUCCAAACUCCUAUCAGUCCCAAACUCUUCCUGCUGGGAUAUGUGGACUCAACAAUCCCAGGAAUUUGUUAGACACCAAAUCCCAAUUUAACCCGUCGAUGACUGUUUGGUUUGUUUGUUUGUUUUUUACCAAGUUGUGUAAAUAAAAAGAGUCUGCAGGUAUUAAAAAA